This is a messenger RNA of Sebastes umbrosus (honeycomb rockfish), 1540 nucleotides long. RefSeq names its product chromosome 2 C16orf87 homolog (gene hdip1). The transcript is spliced from 4 exons. Bases 248 to 712 code for a protein of 154 amino acids. The record is from RefSeq and is a predicted model, not a curated record. NCBI's taxonomy places the organism in Eukaryota, Metazoa, Chordata, Actinopteri, Perciformes, Sebastidae.
AAGGCACCUGAAUGCAACACAGCAGCAGAAGGGCUCUCCCUGCGCAUGCGCGUAGCUUCAGUGUUGUUGGUUCGUGGUGUUACUGUGAUGUCUGUUAGUGUGUGUGUGCUCUCUAAAGGUGUGUUGUCAUCUCGCCAGCUCGCCGUGUGUCUCCUGUCUGUGUGUGUUGGUGGACUCUGAGCAGAGCCGUGUCCGUCCAUGUGUCACAUUCAGCAGCAGUAACUACCAGACAGCUGGAGGACGGACUAUGUCGACUAAUAAAACAAAGAAAGUCAAAAUGGCUACGAAAUCCUGUCCUGAAUGCGACCAACAGAUUCCAGUUGCGUGCAAGUCCUGCCCAUGUGGUUUUGUGUUUAUUAGCAGAAAACUCCUAAAUGCCAAAUUAAAUGAGCGAUCCUCUCCAGCCAUAGCAGACAAGCUGGACUUUAAGCGGAGGAGGACGGAGCGAAUUCGCAGAGAGAGGAUAGACUCUUCUUUAACCAACGACAUGGAGAACAGGAGAAGAUCCCGGGCCAACAGCCAAUCAGAUCCCAUCCGGAGGGGACGGGGCAGACCAAAAACAGUGGGGCUGAAGAAACACGAAGAGGAGAAAGAGAAACAAGAGAAGGAAGUGGAUAUUUACGCCAGUCUUUCGGACGAGAAGGCCUUUGUGUUUUCUGUGGCCUUGGCUGAGAUCAAUCGCAAGAUCCUGGGUCAAAGACUCAUCUUAUAGAUUUGGGCCCUGAAUAACUGAAUAACUUGAGAACCUAUCAUAGUAAAACUAUCAAACGGCAAGAGGAUGACCAAAGAGGGCAGAAGUGGCUGGAGCUGAACUCUGAUCUGGAUGUGUUUCUCUCAGAUGAUGGGAUGAGAUUCAGAAAGCUGCUGAAGCUUCAGACUGAAGUAGGGAGGCGUUGUCAUUGGACGACAUCACAGCUCUCUGGCACCUUGAACUCUACACCUACCACAGACAUGCACACGUAUGUUUCUAUAGUAUGGGUUGUGUGUUGUAUUGACAUAAGUUGUGGUUGAUAGAACCAGGAAAAGAGGCAUUGAUGAUAUUUCCCAACUGUUUUAAAGAAAUACUACAUUCAUCUGAGAUAACUGUUAUCAAGUGAACAUCCCCCGUCGACAGUAGCUCUACAUUCAUGGAAGGGACCAAGACGUUUUGGUAGCUGUGUGCUUUCCUAUACACUGAAGAUGCAGUAAAGAUGUUUUUCAUUGUCAUUGUUAAAGGAUCUAUAAGUAGUGUUGAGCACGUCGUAGAGCAUCCUUCAAGCUUUCACUUCACUUACUGUAUGUGUCCCUGAACAAGACGAGCUCUAAGACUGGGAAAAGACCUUACAAGUAUUAAAACCAUAUUGUCAUGAAUUACUGUUACGUACAGUACACACCGUGUAUUCAGUAGUUACUUGUAUAGACCAAUUUCACAACUCAAGAAGACGGUGUCCAGCUUUCCUAGAAUGAUACAGGAAGUCAGAGAAACAUGUCUCAAAAUUGUGAGGUAGUCAAUACUUUUACUUUGAAAAUAAAAUAAAUGUAACGGUUAUUCAAUCAGCAA